AUGCAAGUUACAUCAUCUGCUGCCCAUCCUACUACCCCACCAAGCACAUGUACCAUGCAGCAUGUUGGACGCAGGCAGGCGCAGACCAGCAAGGAAUAGAGAACUAUACAUGUAGGGAACUAGCUUGCCAUUGAUCAGCUUGAUAUCGUACAUGGAAAGGACGAUUUGACAAAUAUUUAAACUAUUGCUAAUGUCCCACCAAAUCCGAGUAACAUAGGUACUCUAAAUUCUAAUCUCCCCAUCUAAUUAUUCCAUAUUCAAAUCCAAACUCAAUCUUCCUUUCGCAACACCCUACUUUUACCGUGUACGAUGACGACUUUCAAGAGUACCCCGCUAUACGGAGGAGCUCUCAUCUGCGACCUCCCAGCUAGCUUCGCCGACGUGAGUCUUAUAAGACAAGUUCCCGACCACCAAGAAGCAUAUAUCGACAAAGAUGGCUUCACCAGCAUCAUCUUCGACAUCAACGAGCGCGUUGGCGGCCCGGGCAGCGGUCCCGAGAUAGACGGUCGCGCCUUGACUACGCACCUUGAGGAACUUGUAGGAGAAGACCUCGACAACGUCAAGGUCUGGAAUACCACACCCACUGUGUUCUCCCGCUUAGACGACGAGAUCCCCGCUUAUACGCUGAUCGCAACACACACGACGCAAAAGCCCGAUAAGCACACGGACGAUAAGCCCCAGCGGCCGGUCAGCAAGACGGACUUCACGGCUAUCAUUCUGACGCUAGUACGGCUAGAGCGCGAGAAGACGGACUUACUCAUUACCAUCAACGUGCCGCAUAUCCGCGGCGAGUACGACGAGGACGACGUCGACCUUCAGCUCGGCAAGCAGGGCAAGCUCAUCGGCGACGCCGUCGAUUACGCCGCUAAGAUCUGGGAGACCUUCAAAGUUAAGGACUGGGGUCUCUUCAACGAGGUCUAAGCGGCGCAGGAGUUGGGAAAUAAUGGGAUAUACUACAUUGCCAAUGGGAGUGUAGAAAUAGCGUUGUCGUGCGAUUAGUCGGAUUUAAAUUACAAAGAGCAGGAAUCACAAGAAGGGGAAGAGCAUGACGAGGCUUUGCUGGGGGAUAUUUCAAGGAACACUAUUUCCUUUGUUUGUCCAUGUUCCGCAGCCCCUCUGGGCUUCGGCUUUGAUACGAAUCACGAACGAGUAGUUAUGGAUAGGGGCUAGCAUGCAUAUUCGGCGGUAGGAAAGUUAGGGAAGUGGAUAUGGAAAUGACAUAUGACCGUUGCUUUAGGUAGAUAAGGAGGGAUUUUUGUCUCGCGUUCGGUACCUAGGCAGUUAUGUUAGGUAGCCUAGAUAGUAUCCCAAUUACCCUACGACUAGGGUUAGAUAGAGGCGAUGUUGCUUCAAGAAGACGGACUAAAGGCUGUCUUGGCUGUGACCGUUAGUAUUUACCUACCUAGGCAUUUGUAUAGAGUGUCAAUCUAUAGGUACUUUACUAUGAAUAUCAAGGUUCGUAUGAUCAA
Molecule: messenger RNA, 1469 nt
Organism: Daldinia decipiens
Lineage: Eukaryota; Fungi; Ascomycota; Sordariomycetes; Xylariales; Hypoxylaceae
Product: Mog1p/PsbP-like protein
Exons: 3
Coding region: 310-921 (203 amino acids)
Biological process (GO): protein import into nucleus
Cellular component (GO): nucleus
Molecular function (GO): guanyl-nucleotide exchange factor activity; small GTPase binding
Source: RefSeq, a predicted model, not a curated record